Anas platyrhynchos (mallard) is the source of this 5334-nucleotide messenger RNA. RefSeq names its product WD repeat domain 19 (gene WDR19). Gene Ontology annotation, molecular function: protein binding. The record is from RefSeq and is a predicted model, not a curated record. NCBI's taxonomy places the organism in Eukaryota, Metazoa, Chordata, Aves, Anseriformes, Anatidae. Gene Ontology annotation, cellular component: intraciliary transport particle A; cilium. Gene Ontology annotation, biological process: intraciliary retrograde transport; cilium assembly.
CUAUGGGAGCUACCGCCUCCGCAGGCCUCGCUUUCCCAUUGGCUCCGAGGCGGGACGUGGCCCCGCCCACCGCCCUUGAUUGGCUUCCGACCUUCUCCCGCCUUCCCCGUCUCCCUGGCAACGCGGACGCCGGGCGGGGUGAGGGGGGUCCGGCUCCCUGCUCGGCUGGGGGGGGCGGCGCAUGCGCACGGGGGCGCUGCGCGGCGAGCGGUGGGCGCGAUGAAGCAAGUCUUCAGUCUAAUAGAAAAAUCAUGGUCUGGUUCCUCUGUGCAGUUUGCUUGGCAGAAAACUUUGGGAAAUUUCCUUGCUGUAACAGGAGGUGAUCGCACGGUGAGCAUUUUUGAUCGUCACGGUCAGAAGAUAAAUGAAAUUACCUUACCAGGUAACUGUGUUACCCUGGACUGGGAUAAAGAUGGAGAUACUUUAGCAAUAAUUACAGACAAAUCUAGUGCCAUUUAUCUCUGGGAUGCCAACACAAACAAAACAAGCCAAUUAGACAGUGGCAUGAGGGAUGCAAUGUCUUUCUUAUUAUGGUCUCGAGUUGGAAGUUUACUUGCCAUUGGAACCACAAAGGGAAACUUGCUUAUAUAUAACCGCCAGACUUCUCGCAAGAUUCCUGUUCUUGGUAAGCACACUAAGCGGAUUACUUGCGGUUGUUGGAGCACUGAAAACCUUCUGGCUCUAGGCGGUGAAGAUAAAAUGAUUACUAUAAGCAAUCAGGAAGGGGAUACUAUCAGACAGACCUCAGUGAACUCAGAACCCAGUGAUAUGCAGUUCUCAGUUAUGAAGACUGAUGAAAGAGUAUCAACCAGGGAAAGCACAGUAAGUGUAGUGGUCGGCAAGAAGACUCUCUUUCUUUUUAAUUUGAAUGAUCCUGAUAACCCGAUUGAUCUGAAAUUUCAGCAGUCUUAUGGCAGUAUUGUAACGUACAGAUGGUAUGGUGAUGGCUACAUUAUGAUUGGUUUCUCACGAGGAUGUUUUGUAGUCAUUUCUACACACAUUCGUGAAAUAGGUCAAGAAAUCUUUCAAGCUCAUAAUCAUAAGGAUAAUCUAACCAGCAUUGCUAUAUCACAGUCAUUGAACAAAGCUGCAUCAUGUGGAGACAAUUGCAUUAAAAUCCAUGAUCUGUCAGACCUGAGAGAGAUGUAUGCUAUAAUAAACCUGGAUGAUGAAAACAAAGGUGUAGAACAGCUGGCUUGGACAGAUGAUGGACAGUUGUUGGCAGUAUCUACACGAAGAGCAUCCCUUCAUGUUUUCUUGACAAAGCUUCCAAUCCUGGGAGAUGCUUGCAGUACGCGGAUCGCAUACCUCACAUCUCUUCUUGAAGUUACUAUAGCCAACCACGUGGAGGGAGAGCUACCAGUCACUGUCUCUGUUGAAGUAGAGCCCAGUUUUGUUGCAAUUGGUGUCUAUCAUUUGGCUGUAGGAAUGAACAAUCGGGCUUGGUUUUAUGCACUUGGAGAGAACAAUGUGAAAAAGCUUAAAGAUGUGGAGUACCUGGGUACAGUUGCAAACAUGCAUCUUAAUUCUGAUUAUGCUGCUGCUCUCUUUGAGGGUAAAGUCCAAUUGCAUAUGAUAGAAAGUGAAGGCUUGGAUGCUCAGGAAGAACGGGAAACUCGUCUCUUCCCAGCAGAUGAUGAUAAAUGCCGAAUUUUAUGCCAUGCUUUAACUGGUGACUUCCUUAUAUAUGGCACAGAUACUGGAGUAAUUCAUUAUUUCUACAUUGAAGACUGGCAAUAUGUGAAUGAAUAUCGUCAUCCUGUCGGUGUGAGAAAAAUUUUUCCUGAUCCCAAUGGAACCAGACUGGCUUUCAUAGAUGAAAAAAGUGAUGGCUUUGUCUACUGCCCAGUAAGUGAUAGAUUAUAUGAGAUUCCAAAUUUCUCACCAACUAUUAAAGGAAUCCUGUGGGAAAACUGGCCAAUGGAUAAAGGUGUUUUUGUUGCUUAUGAUGAUGAUAAAGCGUAUACUUAUGUCUUUCAUAAAGAUGCCAUUCAAGGAUCCAAGGUUAUAUUGGCAGGUGGCACCGAUGUCCCCUUUUCCCAUAAACCUUUGCUGCUGUAUAAUGGAGAACUAACUUGUCAGACUCAGAGUGGGAAAACAAACAAUAUCUAUCUCAGUACUCACAGUUUCCUUGGAAAUUUGAAAGACUUUGGACCUAAUGAGCUGGCAGAAAUGCUUACUCAAACGUUAAUGUUGAAAAGGUUUUCUGAAGCUUGGGAGAUAUGCAGGCUUCUGAAUGACCCAUCUGGUUGGAAUGAACUGGCCAAAGCCUGCUUAUAUCAUAUGGAGGUGGAUUUUGCAAUACGUGUUUAUCGGACGUUUGGUAAUGCUGGGAUGGUGAUGUCACUAGAACAGAUAAAGGGAAUAGAAGACCACAACCUUUUAGCAGGACACCUUGCCAUGUUUACUGGUGAUUUUAAUCUGGCUCAGGAUUUAUAUCUGGCAUCCUCCCGUCCUACUGCUGCACUUGAGAUGCGAAAAGACUUGCAACACUGGGACAGCGCGCUUCAGCUGGCUAAGCGGUUGGCCCCAGACCAAAUCCCAUUCAUAUCAAAGGAGUAUGCAAUGCAGCUUGAAUUCACGGGUGAUUAUAUUAACGCUCUGGUGCAUUAUGAGAAGGGAAUUACUAAAGACAAUAAGUACCAGGAACAUGAUGAAGCUUGCCUCGCUGGGAUAGCUCAGAUGUCCAUUCGAACGGGAGAUAUCCGUCGAGGGGUAAACCAGGCCAUCAAGCAUCCCAGUAGGUUACUAAAAAGAGACUGUGGAACUAUCCUGGAGAGUAUGAAGCAAUUUUCAGAAGCUGCUCAGCUGUAUGAAAAGGGACAAUAUUAUGACAAGGCAGCAUCAGUAUACAUCCGGUGUAAAAACUGGGCAAAGGUUGGUGAGCUUCUUUCUUAUGUUUCGUCUCCAAAGAUUCAUCUACAAUAUGCAAAGGCCAAAGAAGCUGAUGGCAGUUACAAGGAAGCUGUGAUGGCUUAUGAAAAUGCAAAACAGUGGGACAGCGUAAUCCGACUGUAUUUGGAUCACCUUAAUAAUCCUGAAAAGGCUGUUAAUGUUGUGAGAGAAACACAGUCUCUUGAUGGAGCAAAGAUGGUGGCCAGAUUCUUCCUGAAGCUCGGUGACUAUGGCUCUGCCAUCCAGUUCCUGGUCAUGUCCAAGUGCAAUAAUGAGGCUUUCACAUUAGCUCAACAACACAACAAGAUGGAGAUUUAUGCUGAUAUCAUCAGUUCUGAGAAUACUAGCAAUGAAGAUUAUCAGAGCAUUGCACUGUAUUUUGAAGGAGAAAAGAAACAUUUUCAAGCAGGAAAAUUUUUCUUGCUUUGUGGCCAGUAUGCACGGGCAUUAAAGCACUUUAUAAAAAGUCCAAAUACAGAAGAUAACUUGUCUAUAGAAAUGGCAAUUGAAACAGUGGGACAGGCAAAAGAUGAAGCCCUAACAAAUCAGCUGAUAGAUUAUCUUAUGGGAGAGAGUGAUGGCAUGCCUAAGGAUGCCAAGUACCUAUUCCGCCUGUACAUGGCACUGAAGCAAUACCGAGAAGCUGCCAGGACUGCUAUCAUAAUUGCCAGGGAGGAGCAGUGCUCAGGAAACUACCGAAAUGCACAUGAUGUUCUUUUCAGUAUGUAUUCAGAAUUAAAGACCCAGAAGAUUAAAAUUCCUUCUGAGAUGGCUACAAACCUUAUGAUUCUACACAGCUAUAUUUUAGUAAAGGCUCAUGUGAAACGUGGAGAUCACAUGAAGGGAGCGCGCAUGCUCAUACGUGUAGCCAACAACAUCAGCAAGUUCCCAUCACACAUCGUACCGAUUUUGACUUCAACAGUAAUUGAGUGUCACAGAGCAGGACUGAAGAACUCAGCCUUCAAUUUUGCCGCCAUGUUGAUGAGACCUGAGUAUCGAAAUAAAAUAGAUCCAAAAUACAAAAAGAAAAUUGAAGCAAUGGUCAGGCGUCCUGACACAACCGAGGCAGAAGAGCCAACGACAGCCUGUCCGCACUGCGCCUUCCAGCUCCCUGAGUGCGAACUCCUGUGUCCCGGGUGCAAGAACAGCCUGCCUUACUGCAUUGCCACCGGCCGGCACAUGGUACAAGAUGACUGGACAGUCUGCCCCCACUGUGACUUCCCUGCCCUCUAUUCAGAAUUCAAGAACAUGUUACAGAGUGAAAAUAUAUGUCCAAUGUGUUCUGAAAGAAUUAACAUUGUUCAUCUUAAGAAAAUCAGUGACUGCACACAGUACCUCAAACAAGACACGGACCAGUAAGUUCAGGUAUGUACAAGAGACUGUGUUCAUGGUGUAUUGUGUUUGGGUUCUUUUACUUGCUUGUUUUUGUUUAAUGGGGCUUAUUCUAGAAGAUAUUUGAAGUCUCUCCCAGCAAGGAAAGUUCGGGGUUCCAAGAAUUUAACUUAAAGCCUAUCUAUCCCUCAGAUCACUCAGGUACAGAUUUAUCACAUAUUUGCACUCAAGUGCACACAGCCUGGUAGUUUUUGGGACUGCAAGUAACCUAGCUGCUACAUCAUUCCCCCGUGAGGCUUUGGAACCAGUUUACCAUCUGCAGCAGUCCGGUUUGAUGUGUUCCUGGACCCCAGCUGUGUUUUAGUGGCACAGGGAGCAAUUUGGAGAUCUCAGCAAAUCCUUCUACUGAUCAGCCAUCAGAUUUUAGGAGGAUGGGAGCAGGGAAGAGCUCCUAACUAGAAGGAACAGAACUGAAAUGCAGGUUACGUGACCUUAUGCUGUAGGUUUCCAUAAUAGAGAAACGAGCUGCACAGUAAGUUCCAAACAUACUUAACACGGAAGCUAUCACAGGAUAACAGCAGUGUAGUAUUGACUUGACAUGCUUAAUUCAAAGAAUGAGACCAAGGCUUUGUCUGUACCUCACACCUGGAUUGAUCCAGCAGUUUGGUUUUGUUGAACUGGUAACUGAAGAUGCAUGAACAAAGUUCCUCAUUUAACUUAACAGUUGAAGGCUGAUGUAUUAGUGCAGAUACCAUAUAUGCAAACUUUGUCUUUAUAGCUAAGUAAUGGGAAGUGCUAUGGUGCAUGUAUAUAUAUUUAAAUUCACAAUACUGACCUUAUUUUUAUAUUAUUUGUUCAAAGAAGACCACAGUGUGCUAUCAGAGUCUUCACUGUGGGGUCUGACUAACUGUUCGUUUGUUUUCAGAACAGCCUGUCUUGCUCAGCAAGCUGCAAGGAACUCUAUCACUGCAUCACAUGCUUUCUCCACUGGGAUUUAACAACCAUAUCACUUCUAUUUUGUGAUAAUCUGUAAAUAUUUAGCUUUUGAUAAAUUUUGUACUUUGAUUUAUUAUAGUAAUAAACACCAUUGAUUAAAUUAAAAUCUUA